Molecule: messenger RNA, 2251 nt
Organism: Rosa rugosa (rugosa rose)
Lineage: Eukaryota; Viridiplantae; Streptophyta; Magnoliopsida; Rosales; Rosaceae
Product: putative pentatricopeptide repeat-containing protein At1g12700, mitochondrial
Exons: 2
Coding region: 95-1978 (627 amino acids)
Molecular function (GO): protein binding
Source: RefSeq, a predicted model, not a curated record
AAGAACCUUUUAUUCUGGAAUCAAAGUGUCCUAGAUUAGAGACUCCCAAGACUCGAGCUUUCUCAAGAAAACACAUACCCAUUCGAAACUCGAGAUGCUGAAAAUGAUGGGGAAAGCGUGUUCUCCUUCUUCCAAUUCUUAUUGCGGCAGAGGUAUGCCAUUUCUUCACUCUACUCCUCUUGUUGUUGCUGCUGCUGCUCUAUUUCAUUCUCAAUCAAAGCCAACCAAAUCUAUAGAAUCCCACCCUCACCCACCCUCAACCAAUUUCAUGGCUUUGUUUCAUUCUCAAUCCUCCUCAUACCCAAUUACAUCGAGACAAACCCAUCUAGGGAAUCGACCCAAUAUUGUGAGUAAUGUUGAGGAUGCCUUGAAGGUGUUCCAUGAAAUGCUUCACUCCCGUCCUCUGCCUUCUUCUGUUAUCCCUUUCAAUCAAAUCUUGACUCAACUUGUCAAAUUGAAACACUAUUCUGCAGUAAUCUGUUUGAAUAGACAGAUGCUGCAGUGUCGAAUUGCUCCUAAUCACUACACUCUAAACAUUCUCAUUAAUUGCUAUUGUCAUUUGAAUCAAAUGGGGUUUAGCUUAUCUGUCUUGGGUAAAUUCUUCAAAUUGGGUCUUCAACCAACAGCCGCAACCUUCAACACUCUCAUCCACGGCUUCGUUCUCGACAAUCAAGUGGCUGAGGCUGCACGAAUUUUCACCAAAAUGCUGGACGGAGGUCAUUGUAAGCCGGAUGUGUUUACUUUCAGCACACUAAUAAAGGGCUUUUGCAAGAUGGGAAACAACAGUGCGGCUAUUCAAUUACUGAGGAAGAUGGAAGAAAGAGGAUGCGAGCCUAACAUAGUUUCCUAUAACACCAUCAUUGGCAGCCUUUUCAAGGAUAGGCAAAUUGAUGAAGCAUUCAACCUCUUCUCAGAAAUGAUUAGUAGAGGUAUGGCUCCAACCGUUGUUACCUACAACUCUUUGAUUCAAGGAGUUUGCAAUACAGGCCAGUGGAAACAAGCUACGACGUUGUUGAAUGAAAUGGUGAGUAAAGGUAUCUUUCCAAAUGUACACACCUUCAAUAUCUUGGUUGAUGCUCUUUGUAAGGAGGGGAUGGUCGUGGAAGCCAAAAGUGUGGUUGACAUGAUGAUUCAAAGACAUAUUGAGCCUGAUGCGAUUACAUACAACUCACUUAUGGACGGUUACUGUUUGCGGGGAGAAAUGGACGAGGCAAGAGAAGUUUUUGAUCUUAUGAUAAGCAAGGCCUCCAUGGUUAAUGUUCAGAGUUAUAACAUAUUAAUUAAUGGAUAUUGCAAGGGUAAAAAUGUUGAUAAGGCUUACAAGAUUUUCAAGGAAAUUCGUCGUACGGAACUACUUCCCAAUACCGUUACUUAUAACACUCUUAUUGAUGGUUUUUGCAAAACGGGGAGAAUGCAAGAAGCAGAAAAGCUGUUCUCUCAGAUGCAAGGUUGUGGCCUGCUUCCAGAUGUUGAAACUUAUGCUGUGAUACUUGAUGGCCUAUCUAACAACCAGCAACUUUCUACAGCAGUAGAAUUUCUCAGAGAGCUGGAAGCUAGAAAACUGGUACUCAAUAUUGUAAUUUACAAUAUUAUUGUUGAAGGUUUGUGCAAAGCUGGAGAAAUUCAGUCUGCAAAAGAUCUCUUCUGUGGUGUAUCAUCAAAAGGACUUCAGCCUAAUGUGCGGACAUACAAUAUAAUGAUUCAUGGACUUUGUUGUCAUGGCUUAAUAAUUGAAGCAGAAAAGUUGCUGACAGAAAUGGGAGGGAAAGGAUGUUCUCCAAAUGGUUGCACCUAUAACACCAUUAUCCGAGGUUUUAUCAAUAACAAGGAGAGAUCAAGGGCCACGAGACUUAUUCAAGAAAUGCUUGAGAGGGGGGGUUUCUCUGCAGAUGCAUCAACUAUGGAAUUGAUUGUUGAUUUAUUGUCGAAGGAUACAGUAGAUCCUGGUUUAUUAGCAUUGCUUAAAGAUUCAGUCUGAAGUUAGGCUUUAAUAUCUGUGAGACUAGUUAACCCAAAACCCUGGUCUUUAGGGUCUGAUGGGUCGGUCCACUUUCUCCUUGGACGAUAUUGUAAUAAAGUCUCCAAAUGAUAAGAAACUGUACAGAUUAAUCAAGCUUGAGAAUGGCCUCACUGCAUUGCUCAUUCAGGACCCUGAGAUAUAUCCACAAGGGUAUAAGUGGGAAUAAGAGUCUUGAAUCCAGUGAAGAAGAUUAAGCAGCAGCUAAAGGUGGAGAUGGUGCCUCUGAGACUA